AGGUUUUCUGAAACAUUUGAUUUAGCAUCCUUUUAGCACGUGCACGGAAAUCUAGAAAAUCUUGCAAAAAUGUUUUUUAAAUAUUUUCUAAUUUGUUGCCUAUUUCAACAGUUGUUGGCAGAUUGGUUAUCUGAUGACUGUAUACUUGCCGAAAGUCAUACAGAGCUCUUAGCACGCAAUCGUCUUUAUGAUGCUAAGGAGGCUUGCGAUAUCACUGACAACGGCAAAUGUUACGGAGCAACCGGCAAUGAUCAAUCUGAAAGCGAAGCUUGUGUUGCCUAUAAUAACUGUUUGAAAGAGGUAUUAGAUGUUUAUCAAUUUUCUAUUAAAGAUUAUGAAUAUGCAACAAAUCUAUUUACCGAGUCCAUCACAGAAGUUUGUAAUGAAUGUAAUGGAUUUUUAAAAUAUGCAAAAGUUUUCCAUAAUUUAUUUCAAUUACAUUUAAUGUGCGAAUAUAAGUAUUACAUUGAUAAAGCUAAGUUACAGCACAAUAUGUAAAUAAAAGAGUAAUAUUUGUUCAUGAUCGA
Lucilia sericata (common green bottle fly) is the source of this 527-nucleotide messenger RNA. RefSeq lists its product as uncharacterized. The transcript is spliced from 4 exons. NCBI's taxonomy places the organism in Eukaryota, Metazoa, Arthropoda, Insecta, Diptera, Calliphoridae. The record is from RefSeq and is a predicted model, not a curated record. The coding region runs from base 70 to 498 and encodes 142 amino acids.